Messenger RNA from Conger conger (European conger), 3122 nucleotides. RefSeq names its product potassium channel, subfamily K, member 1a (gene kcnk1a). Bases 207 to 1217 code for a protein of 336 amino acids. NCBI's taxonomy places the organism in Eukaryota, Metazoa, Chordata, Actinopteri, Anguilliformes, Congridae. The transcript is spliced from 3 exons. Gene Ontology annotation, biological process: potassium ion transmembrane transport; stabilization of membrane potential. Gene Ontology annotation, cellular component: membrane. Gene Ontology annotation, molecular function: potassium ion leak channel activity. The record is from RefSeq and is a predicted model, not a curated record.
CCCGCCACAUCACCUCGCAUUCAGCAACCCGAGGGAACAGGAAGGAAGAGGAAACUGGUCCAAGAAAAGAAAGAAAUAAGUUGCGAACUCGCCAUCAUGUCAUACAGUAGCGAUAAGCAAUAGUCGUCAAGAGACUUCAGAUUUAUAUUUAUAUCCACAGGCUUCUAGUUUUGCGUUUGAAACUGACUGUUUGAAAGAUACUGGAAAUGUUACAGUCUCUCCCCAGCGGCUCAUGCGUACGGUUGGCUCAGAACAAUAGAUCGACAUGUUAUUUCAUAUUUCUUAUCCUGGGCUAUACUCUCUACCUCAUCUUCGGCGCGGUGAUCUUUUCCUCUGUGGAGCUGCCCUACGAAGACCUUCUGCGACAGGACCUCCAGACCAUCAAGCGCCAGUUCCUCCAGGAGAACGAAUGUUUAUCAGAGGAGCGACUGGAUUUCUUUUUGGAGAAGGCGCUGGAGGCCAGUAAUUAUGGGGUAUCUGUUCUGAACAACGCCUCGGUAAAUUGGAACUGGGACUUCGCAUCGGCGCUUUUCUUCGCCAGUACCGUGCUGUCCACUACAGGGUACGGCCACACGGUGCCGCUGUCGGAUGGAGGCAAGGCCUUCUGCAUCAUCUACUCGGUGAUCGGGAUCCCCUUCACCCUGCUGUUCCUCACGGCGGUGGUGCAGAGGAUCAUGGUCUUCAGCACUAGGCGGCCGGUGCAGUACAUCCACAGGCGCUGGGGCCUGUCCAAGUCCCUGGUGGGCAUGGUGCAUGCCACCGUGCUGGCCUUGGUCACAGUCUCCUUCUUCUUCCUCAUCCCCGCCAUGGCCUUCACCAUCCUGGAGGAUGAAUGGAACUUCUUGGAGUCCUUCUACUUUUGCUUCAUCUCCCUCAGUACCAUUGGGCUGGGCGACUACGUCCCGGGGGAGGGCUCUAAUCAGAGAUUUCGGGACCUCUACAAAGUGGGCAUCACUGUCUACCUGCUCACGGGUCUGGUGGCCAUGCUGGUGGUCCUGGAGACGUUCUGCGAGCUUCAGCAGCUGAAGGAGCUGAGGAAGAUGUUCUACCUGAGGAAGGAACGGCCGGAGGACCGCCUGAACAUCCUAGAGCACGACCACCUGUCCUUCUCCUCCGUGUCCGAGCAGGCCGCCACCCUCAGGGAAGAGAGGACUGAGCCCUACAUUAAGGGUCAGGUACUGGGGACCCCUGUGGGGGAUGACCCCAACAUCAGUUAAGAAGGUGGAGUCUGUGGAAGGUGGCAGGGGCUUGUUACUGGGAUAGAUAUCAUUAGCAUAGACGGGGGCAGUUCCAUUAUCAGGCAAGGGGUGAACUGGGUUUCAGGGUAUAGCACAGUCAGCCCUUGCCGGGAGGGAAGGGACCCCCGAGACAUUAUGGGCUCAUUCCAAUCUCUUAUUUUUCACCUAUUUUUUCUUUUACUAGCUCCUGAGCUAGAAAUCCAUCAAGGUCCGCCAUCUUGUCAUGAUUUAAAAGGAUAUUGCAACCUGUUAAAUGUUCCUUAAGAGCUAGAAGUUAGGAACUCCCAAUCUUUCCUUUGAGUAAGAAAACAUCAGCGCAUCCUUUGUGGAAGUAUUUUUUUCAGAAAGCUUGAUUUAUAAAUGAUCGACCUGUGGAUCCACCUCUCCCCAACUGCCACAUCUGUAACUGACGUGGCUUCAAACCAACCGCUCAAGGAGCAAGGAAAUUCACGUUUUCUCGAUUUCUCCGUGUUCAUUUUUCCUAGGCUCUCCCAAUGGGUGGAGCUAGGAGUAGAAAAAAUUGCUAGAAAAAGACAAAAGAUGAGAAAAAUAAGCGAUAGGAAUGAGCCCAUUGAUUUCCCAAAAAUGGGUGGAACUAUCAUCUGUUUUGCUUGCUUUAGCACAGAAACACAACAUCUAUUUCCCUCCAGAAAUUAAAGCUUAUUGUAUGUUAUGACUUAGGUACUAAGCUAUUCCUCAAAUUAAGGGAACUCUGUAAAUCGAAUGCAUAUAAUAUUUAUUGUAUGUACCUGUAUAUAUGGAUACUGUGUAUAAACAUAAAGGGAUUAGGAGAACUCAACACGUCUCCUGCUGAGAUCUGGACAGUUUUUUUGGUCAGAGGUAUAAGAACCAGGAAAUAAAAAAGAUGUUGGCUUUGAGAAAGGCAGUAUACAAAGAAAAUAAUACAUAAAAGGAUGGUCCUAGUAUUUAGAGGCUCAGAUUCAUACAUGUUUCUAGUGUGGAAAACCUCUGUAUCUUAUCUGAGCCUCACAUCUGAAAUUCUAAAAACGUGCAUCUUCAGGAUAGAUUUUACUGGAUGACUUUUGGAAAUGGGACAUAUCCAUCCAGUCCUGUGUUCUACUGCAUUUUAGCAGCUGUGUUGUUUUUAAGUGUUCGCUAUUUAGAUCAGCUCAUUUGUCUUUUUUGAACUAUUAUUCAACUGCAGUUUGUUACAAAUUGCAGGACCUCAACCAGGAACUGAACCCCACGGAGAAGUUCUGCUAAUUAAAUCAGAACACCUUAAUGUUGUCUUUAAAUGGUCAAUUUAGGGACACUUCGACACACCCAGGGCGGGAGUUGAACCGGCAACCCUCCGACUGCUAGAAGACUUACCGACUUACCACAGGCCACAGGCAUUUGAAAAACGGACAUGCUCAGAACACUUGCUUUUGUGUGUUUCAUCAGCAUAUCAGUCUGUGCAGACUACCUGUGUCUUGAGUUAUGUCUACACUUCCUUAAUUUAUUAUUUUAUAUAUUAAAGCGGAAUACAAAUGAGCAAACAACUAUGUCACUUUGCCUCAAACUCUUACUUACACCGCUCCCCCUCAGCUUACAUGUAUAGUAUUACACAAUGCUGUUCAUAUUUCAUAAGACAAUCUCAAGAGGCUCGUUAUCAGCAGUCUGUCUUGAAGCAUUGUGUGGAGUGAACAUUGUAUUUUUAAUGUUAUGACAUUGUGCUCUUCUGAAAGUGUGGGUGGAAAGUUCCGGAAGGAUGUGAAUAGUCUCUUUUAUAAUGGUGAUUUUGAGUUAAGAGGAACAGUGUCUCUACCACCAAGAUCUGACCUAUUAGGGCACACAUGCCUUUUAUGUAUUAUGGCCCUGCAUACACUAAUACAUGCAGUAGAAAACUAAUAUGUAUUAAAAAUAAAUUCAUGUUUUAUUACA